Fukomys damarensis (Damara mole-rat) is the source of this 4318-nucleotide messenger RNA. RefSeq names its product protein tyrosine phosphatase receptor type J (gene Ptprj). The transcript has 26 exons. NCBI's taxonomy places the organism in Eukaryota, Metazoa, Chordata, Mammalia, Rodentia, Bathyergidae. Gene Ontology annotation, biological process: protein dephosphorylation. Gene Ontology annotation, molecular function: protein tyrosine phosphatase activity; protein binding. The coding region runs from base 313 to 4212 and encodes 1299 amino acids. The record is from RefSeq and is a predicted model, not a curated record.
GCUGAGGUUGUGAUACUCUCCCCUCGCAGCACGUCUGUGAAUCCGAGAUUUCAUUUUUUUUUUCCUUUUUUCUGUGUUCCCUCAUCUACCUCACCACCUAGAAAAACACAUUGUACGAACGCAAAGGCAGAGGCAGGGGUGCCAGCCCAGCCCUCUUAACUUAAGCGAGACACAGAAGCAAGUUGUGAAAGUCUGACGCGAUGACACCGCUCUUCUCACGCGGGAUUAUUUACAGUGUGACAGGAUCGUGGUGCCGUUGGGAAACUGCAGACCUUUAGUAGAAAAUGGGCAAAAUCGGAUUGGGAGAAUUAAAUGAAUAAGCGCUGUGGGCCGAGCGCCUCCCCGGACGCGCUGACGCUGAUGAUGAGGCUCCUGUGCGUCCCAGCCGCCUUGGAUUCAGUGUCUGGUGCUCCGCCGACCAUGACAAAUGUCAACACAACAGCGAUGCCUUGGGGCAGUGACGGCCAGGUGAUCCUUCCCAGCGUCUCAGUCCCAGCGGGAGCUGGAGAAGCCGGGCAGAGUGGCCCCAUGCCAGGGACCAGCGCCUCUCCUGCCACCCUCGCACCCACACCCAGUGAGACUGAAGGGACAUUGCAGACCGCUGACAGCCCCGCACAAGGAGUUGUGUCUGGCUUCGAAGUACAUCCCACCAGUCCAACCAGUGUGGUCCUAACGUGGAAAAAGGAAAACCCAUCGGCCUCGGACUGGUAUAGGAUAGAGGAGGAGACGAGCAACACAGCCGUUAGCACCCAGCAAACGUGGUACAACGUCACGGGCUUGCGUCCGGCGACUACGUACACGUUCUCCAUAUCCCUGGGAAGGGGUAACAAGACCUGGGGAAAGCCCACCUCCAAAAAUGUCACCACAGAGCCUCUUCCGGUGUGGGGCCUGCGCGUGGCCUUCAUGGGGCGCACACAGGUUGUCCUCACCUGGGGCAGCGACAGCAGCACUGCCUCCUGCCGGCUGCUUCUUGAGAGCAUCGGAAGCCAGCAGAUGCUGACCAGCAUUCCAGACCUGCGGCCCGGGUUUCAGCGAGUUAUUCUCAGUCUCCCAGGAUCGGACGAGGCGCAGAGCGAACCCCCGGUUACCCCAAGUGGCUCAGGUGCCGGUGGCAUAGUGAGCAGCACCCCCAUCCCUGCGUAUUGGAGCCUGGAGCACACAGGCCUGGACUCCGACCUGGAGACCCGAGACACAGAAGUCCUGAUCGCGGGGCUGCAGCCCGACGCGCACUACAGCGCCGCUGUGUACCCUCGGGCGGCGGACAGCACAGAGGGACAGCCGCGGGGCGUGGAGUUCCAGACAAACUCCGAGCAGGUGUUUGACAUCAGGGCCGUGAAUGUCAGUGCCACGAGCCUGGGCCUGGCCUGGAAAAUGCGGCACAGCGGGUCGUCCUCUGCCUACACCUAUGGGGUCCACGUGGCCGGGGACGCUGAGUCCUUCAACCUCACCACCCAGGAGCCUUGCGCCGAUGUUGCCGAACUCAGCUCGAGCACCCUGUACCGCAUCACCGUGCACCCCCUGCUGCGAGGGGCGGUGGGCACGCCGGGGUUCCUGCAGGUGUACACCCCCCCUUCUCCGGUCUCUGACCUCCGAGUGCUGAAGGUGGGCCCGAGGGAGAUUGACCUCGCUUGGCACAGCAAUGACUCAGAGUCCUUUAAGAUUGUCACAACCAGGGAGGGAUCUGGAGAAUUUCACAGCCAAAUAGUCCGCCUUGCAGAGGCGCUCAUCCGGGACCUGAAGCCUGCAACCAGCUACUGUUUCACAGUGUUCCCGCUAGGACCCAACGGGACCCAGGGGGAGCGCACGGGCAUUUGCAGUCAGACUGCCUCCAGCGCCGUUUUCGGCCUCCGCGUGGUCACCGUCACCAGCACGGGGAUGGAGCUGGAGUGGCAGAACACAGACCCGGCCUCCGAGUACGUGUACCGCGUGCUGGUCCAGUCGGCCUUCAACUCCAGCGAGAGCCACAGCUCCGGGAGGGCCGCCUCGCUGGGGCCUUGUGCUUGCGGGGCAGGCGGUGGCACCACUGAGCCGAAUCCCCGGCCCCUGGCCUUAUUAUUCUUACUUUUCAAUCCAGGGCCCAGCGAUGUGUCUGACAUUGCAGUCAGCGUGAACACCACGGCGGUAAGCUUGAGCUGGCAGAACGAGGAUGCAGCCUCUCCUGUCUACUCCUACCACCUCCUUAUCGAGAAGGCUGCAGAUGCCAGUGACACCCCGUGGAACAUCACGAACAUCACAGCCAUGCAUGAGACCGUCCCUGGAUUAGAACCCGGCUCACCCUACACCGUGGAGAUCUUUGCAGAAGUCGGGGGCAUCGAGUCCCUAGUUCCUGGCCGGAAGAGCUUCUGCACAGAGUCCGCCCCUGUGAGCGCCUUCCAUUGCGCUGCGGUACCCCGGGAGCCCAGCUUGGUCCUGACCUGGGCGCCCCCUCCUGGUGGCCACACCGGCUUCCAGCUGGGGCUCGGCGGCGGGGCCUGGGACAACGUGACGUGCCUGGGCCAAGGCUCCCCGGACAAUGGCACCGACUGCCGCACGGAAGUCUCGAAUCUGAAUUUCUCCACCGCGUACAAUGUCAGCGUGGCCACCUUGUCCUGCGGGGCCACAGCGGCUGCCACCCACGGCACCUGCCUCACCAGCAUCACAGACCCCCCGGUUCCAGAUGGGUCUCCGAACAUCACGUCUGUGAGCCACAACUCAGUGAGAGUCAAGUUCAGUGGGUUUGAAGACAGCCAUGGCCCCAUCAAAGCCUAUGCCGUGGUCCUCACCACCGGCGAGGCCAGCCGCCCUUCUCCUGAUGUUCUGAGAUACACUUAUGAGGACUUCAGAAAGGGGGCCUCAGAUACCUAUGUGACCUACUUCAUCCACACGGAGGAGAGGGCGUGGUCCCAGGGCGCGUCCGGCGUCUCGAGCUACGAGAUCAACGUCGGCAACGAAUCCACCACGCUGGGCUACUACAACGGGAAGCUGGAGCCACUGGGCUCCUACCGGGCCUGCGUGGCCGGCUUCACCAGCAUCACCUUCAACCUGCAGCACGACGGACUCAUCGACGGGGCCGAGAGCUACGUGUCCUUCAGCCCCUACUCACAGGCUGUUUUCUUGCCCCAGGACCCAGGUGUCAUCUGCGGAGCUGUGUUCGGAUGCAUCUUUGGUGCCCUGGUCAUCGUGGCCGUGGGAGGCUUCAUCUUCUGGAGAAGGAAAAGGAAAGAUGCGAAGAGCAGUGAUGUAUCGUUUUCUCAAAUUAAACCUAAAAAGUCCAAGCUGAUCAGAGUGGAGAAUUUCGAGGCUUACUUUAAGAAGCAGCAGGCCGACUCCAACUGUGGGUUUGCAGAGGAAUACGAAGAUCUGAAGCUGGUUGGAAUCAGUUUGCCUAAAUAUGCAGCUGAGCUGGCCGAGAACAGGGGGAAGAAUCGCUACAACAACGUCCUGCCCUAUGAUAUCUCUCGUGUGAAGCUUUCAGUCCAGACCCACUCUACUGACGACUACAUCAAUGCCAACUACAUGCCCGGCUACCAUUCCAAGAGGGAUUUUAUCGCCACACAAGGACCUCUGCCCAAUACUCUGAAAGACUUUUGGCGUAUGGUGUGGGAGAAAAAUGUACAUGCCAUCGUCAUGUUGACCAAGUGUGUAGAACAGGGAAGGACCAAAUGUGAGGAGUACUGGCCUUCUAAGCAGGCCCAGGACUAUGGGGGUGUAACCGUGGCGAUGACAUCAGAAAUUGUCCUCCCUGAAUGGACCAUCCGAGACUUCACGGUGAAAAAUGUCCAGACGGGUGACAGCCACCGGCUGAGACAGUUCCAUUUCACCUCCUGGCCUGACCACGGCGUCCCGGACACCACAGACCUGCUCGUCAACUUCCGGUGCCUGGUUCGUGAUUACAGGAAGCAGAGUCCUCCGGAGUCCCCGAUUCUGGUGCACUGCAGCGCGGGCGUUGGGAGGACCGGCACUUUCAUUGCCAUCGAUCGUCUCAUCUAUCAGAUGGAGAAUGAGAACACGGUGGAUGUGUAUGGCAUUGUGUACGACCUCCGCAUGCACCGGCCCCUCAUGGUGCAGACAGAGGACCAGUAUGUUUUCCUCAACCAGUGCGUCUUGGAUAUCGUCCGAUCCCAGAGGGACUCCAAAGUGGACCUGAUCUACCAGAACACCACCGCCAUGACCAUCUACGAGAACCUCGAGCCAGUGGGCGUGUUCGGAAAGACCAACGGGUUCAUCGCCUGAGUGCGGAGGAGGCCGGAGCUCGGCCGGAAGUGCCCGCGCAGGCCGGGACAACGCCCGUCCGCCUGUUUUCCUGGUUGUCCCAGACUCAGCUCUGUCCUGUUCCGCU